AGAAUUCGCGUUACUGCAAGAUUUGCGUUGAGCCCAUUCGCGGCACACGUGUUUGUUGUUCUCAUUCGUCACGUGCGACGGAAUUACCCACAAUUCAUUUCGGCGAAGGAACAACAAUGACGGGUACCUGGACGAUGUCUUAGUUUUUAAUAUCAUUUUUGAUCCAGCGUUUGCCAUAUUAUUUCAGGCCAUUGUAAAUAGUGUACCAUGCAAAGACCUGGCAAUGUUGGUGGACCAGGGGGAGGAAUGUGGCCAGAAGGUGUGCCCAACUUUAAUUUACCCCCAGGACAAUUGCAUUUGAACAGACUUGCACAAACUGCUGGGAUUAUUUCCCAAGACGAUCCCACAUCCAUGUAUUCCCUCACCAAUCCUGCUUCGACAACAAUAAAUAACCACUCACAAACAUCUUGGAGUGGUGUCUCUAACUAUUCUAAUUCUGCUGGUACAAAAUUGUGGAACAUUGACAAUGGAAAUUCAACAGGUGGAACUUCUGAUCGAGCUUCAUUACUAGGUACAAAGCAAUGGGGCAGAGAAUCAGGUGGCGCUCCAUGGGGCCAACCAAGUCCAACAGAAAAAACUCCAUCAAAUAAUCCAUCUUUACCAAUGACCUCUUCAGCAAAUUUACUUACAGGCAGCUUCAGUACAUCAGACUCUGGAAGUAAUCCUAUCGGCUUGGCAACACACUCGUCUGCUGCAUUGGGAUUCAACAUUGCUGAUUAUGUACUUGGUGGUUCUGUAGGUGAUACAUCCAGCUUGAUGAACCAGUCUGCUUUUGCGUCUGCUCUGGUAACUAGUGGUGGCAACAACAAUGGUGCUUCAAACCCAGUUUCUGGCCAAAUGGGAAAGAUACAAGGAGUUAGUUCCGAGCAGAAAACAUCCAGUUCAGAGAGCACAAGAACUGGAAGUAGCCGUGACAAUUCUCCAACAGAGGAUGAACUUAAAGCACACAGGCUGUCUGCAAAUCAACAGCAAUUACAAUCAAUCUUGGCUCAAACAGUUCCUUCGGCUGUUUCCAGUAGUGCAACAGUACAAGUAACUGCAAGCAGUUCUCAGCUUACUGAUCAGGCUCCUCAGAGUCAGAAUUCAGAUUCACCUGAAAAUGCAUCUGCUGGUGGAAGUAUAGCACCAGUCACUAGUUCAUCUGACAAUACCGGAACCACGGAACAGCCACAAAUGAGCACAUUUCCUGUUGCUGGUGAUGUUGAGUUUGGUCAGUCAGAAGGUCAAUCUGCGAACACAUCUAUUGAUGGAGUUUUGCAACAACAGAUGAGUCAACUCAAUUUGGAUUAUAACGCUCAACAACAAUCACUGGCUGUUCAACUUGCAAUGCAGCAGCAAUACUUUCUCGCUCAGCAGCAACAACUUGCUGCAAUGCCAGGAGUGUUUUUACCAAAUCCUUAUGUCAUUGCUGCACCUAAUGCAGGGGCUUUUCCGGAUCCAGCUACGGCAGGACAAUUUCCAAUGAUGCCACAAUAUCCGGCGUACGCUGCAUGGCCCAAUGUUGCAUAUCCUCCAAUGAUAACCCCACAAAUUGCUGCCACCGCAGCUGCUUCCCAACUAAGCUCGAGUCCAAAUCCCACCAAUUCAACUAGAGCCACACAAGCUGAGGCAAUGACCCAAAGAUCGGGCACCCCGUCUGCGCCUCAAGCAGAAAGUGGAGAUAUACAGUCUGGGGCUCAACCUCCUAUUUAUCAAGAUAUGUUGACCAGUGCGGCUUUGGCAGGACAAGGAAUAAAUCCUGCUAUGGCUAUGUCUGGUUCUGGAUAUCAGAUGAUCCCAACUGCGUAUUAUGAUCAGACGGGAGCCCUUAUUGUCAACAAUGGAAGAUAUAACAGCGGUCCUGUUCGUUUGUUUGCUCCUGGAGUUGCUGGCCCAAUGUUUAUGAAUGGAUCUCAACACAGUCAGACGCCUGGUGCAUUGUACACAAGUCCAACAAUAAGUGGUGGGAGUACUCCUGUGCCUGCCCCUGGUCAUGGAGCUUACACACCGGUUGGACCACAUGGUGGAUUAGGUACCUUUGGUGGACUGGGUGGCUUGGGAUCAUUAGGAUCAACUAUGGGAAGUCAGAGUUCCACUCCCCAACGAAGAGACUCAUUUUCGGAAUACGCUAAGCAUCCGUACAGCGGCCCAAUGUCACAAUUCUAUAACUCAUUUGGAAUGUCACCUGGCAGCACCGGCAUGGGAAUCGGGGCCAUCUCUCCAUCUCCUGGACCUCUGGGAGGAAUGGUGGGCACUGCCCACAGUCAUCAUAGUAUGAGUCCACCACCAUUGUCAUCGCCAAGUGGUUUUCUGGGGAGCAAUAGGAUGUUUUCUGCUGCACCAGGUGCGGAAGCAAAGUUUCGGAAUGGAUCCAUGAUGUCUUCUAAUAUUUUUGGAAGUUCUGGCAGCUCCUUGUUUCCACCUACAAGAAUAAGACCCGUUUCGGCUAAAGAUAUGUUUAUGGCACAAGGUCGUAGUCGAUUGCUGGAUGAUUUCAGAAAUAAUCGUUUUCCUAAUCCUCAACUGAGAGAUCUCGCUAACCACAUUGUCGAAUUUUCAAGGGAUCAGCACGGUUCAAGGUUUAUUCAACAGAAAUUGGAACGCGCAACACCUCAAGAAAAACAAAUGGUUUUCAAUGAAAUCGCAAGAGCCGCUUACCAGUUGAUGACUGACGUAUUUGGCAAUUAUGUCAUUCAGAAGUUUUUUGAAUUUGGUUCACAGGAACAGAAGCUUGCACUUGCAAAAUGUAUCAGGGGUCAUGUACUACCUCUUGCUCUACAAAUGUACGGCUGCCGAGUUAUCCAGAAAGCAUUGGAAUGUAUUCCACAAGAAGAGCAGGUUGAAAUUGUCAAGGAGCUUGAUGGUCAUUUAGUAAAAUGUGUGAAAGAUCAGAAUGGAAAUCAUGUCGUUCAAAAGUGUAUAGAAUGCGUGCAACCCGCCCACCUACAGUUCAUAAUCGAUGCAUUCAAAGGGCAGGUAAUCUUGUUAUCUAUGCAUCCUUAUGGAUGUCGUGUGAUGCAGAGAAUCCUGGAACAUUGUGCUGUAGAACAAACUGUUCCAAUUUUAGAAGAACUACAUCAACAUGCUGAGACAUUAGUCAUUGAUCAGUAUGGGAAUUACGUUAUUCAACAUAUACUUGAACAUGGACGACCGGAAAAUAAAAGCAAAAUAGUGUUAGGACUCACUGGCAAAGUUCUGAAGUUGAGUCAACACAAGUUUGCAAGUAAUGUAGUCGAGAAAUGUGUGAGUCACUCAUCACGGCUAGAACGAGCAAUGUUGAUUGAGGAAGCUUGUCAGGAACAUGAUGCUUUGGUGAUCAUGAUGAAGGAUCAAUUUGCGAAUUAUGUCGUUCAGAAAAUGCUAGAUGUUGCUGAAAUUCCACAACGAAAUUUGCUGAUAAACAAGAUUCGUCCACACAUGGCCCAACUGAGAAAAUUUACCUACGGCAAACACAUAAUUGCGAAACUUGAGAAAUUUCUCAUGAAGAGCACAUCCUCUCCGCCUGGAUCUGUUUCAACAACGCUUUCUCCGAGUCUGGGGGCACCAACAGUUGUUUUGCCUCGGGACAUUAGCGGCAAUGUUAUGCCUUCAAACCAAUAAUAAUAAAUAACGUUGUAUUAUCGCUCGCUUUCGAGCGGAAUCAUGUUUUUGUUUUCAUCGUAAUUUACUAUAAUGUCUAUAGAGUGCUGUGUAAAUAUCAUGUUGAUGAAACUCUACAGAUGAUGAUAUAUCGAACAAUUUUUAUCUUGUAUAUAAUGACAAACAUGGCUUUUAGGUGUAAAAUGGUAAAUUGAGCGUCUAAUCAACCCAUUCUAUAUGUGUUCUGUACAGAGUAUUAACGACCUUUCAGAUGACGAUAUUGUUUUUGUAAAUUAUCACUUCCCUUGUCUAUAUGCAUUCUGAAAUAUUAUUAGAAUGCUGAAUAAGUUUAACGUGUGUUUCAGUUUUUUACAUAUAAAAACACCUCGUUUUUGUAAUAUACUUCCAGCUACUCAGUCACUUAUAACAAAACAACAAUACAGUUUGUUAACGAAGUGUCCAACUAAAUUUGAAUAUUUUUCGAUAUAAAUCUUGAACAAGGUCUAAAAUUUGUUUCGUGGAAGUGUGGAACGGAAUCUAAAUAACAUAUGGAUGAAAAUACUCAUUAAUUUUUUCAAUGUGUCCACCUUGUGAUUUGUUAAUGUUAUAAUCUCAUUGUUUAAAAAUUUAUGAAAUGUUAUGAAAAACAGCAAUGAAGCGGUGUGAACUACUCUUCAUUCAAAUUUAUCACUGAAAUCUUUGCGAGGCGUGCUAAUGCACCUCGUGAAUUUGAUGAUAACUUUAAGCUAUAGCCAAAGGUAGGCUAUUUAUAUCAUGGACUACAAAAUAUGUCCUGAUAAAGAAGUUUGAUUUAUGCUCUUAAUUGUUCAUAAUGUAUAUGGUUGAAUUUUGAUUGUGUUAUAUUAAUUCCUGGCAAAGAUGACGCCAGAUCUUCUUAGUACUUUGAUUUGCUUUAAAAACUAAUUUUUGUUCAUCUAUGACAGUGUAUGUUAGCUUUCUCCCUUUUACUAAGUACAAAAUGUAUUCUUCUUUCCUGUUGUAAAAUAGCGAUUUCUCUCAAAUGCCUGAAAAUUUUUCCGUGCCAUGGCAAAGGGGCCCUGUAUAUAAGAAGCAUAAAAGCAUUGCUGAAUUAUGAUAAAACGAGCGAUCACUUUGAAUGAAUUUUGAUUGUAAAUAUUAUGCGAAUCUUUGUUGUGUUUACGCUCUGAACGUUGAUUUUUUAACAUAUUAAAGUGCCUUAGUCAUAUUCACGCUCAGAUUUUUUCAUUUUGUAAGAUGUAAAUUUACAUGAUUUAUGCGGUAUGUUUAUAGUACUACAACUCAGUGACGCUUAACCAUCCUGCCUCAAUUGCAAGAGUAUCCUGUACUGAGGUUCAGGAUGUCUUGCGGCAGUGUAAAUUUGUUAAUAUUGUCCAUAGGUAAGUAAAUAGUACAAACGUGCGAUGUGAAUAGUGUAUAAAGAAUGUAAAAGAGUGUACAGUAUCUAUUUUUUGAAUGCGAUCGCCGUUGUACAUUUAUUCCCAUCUAGCUUUUUAUUGAAGUGCAGAUUUGUGACAUUGCUCUUAUAUAGUAUUAGCUGCAAUGUGUUUUAUCAACUAGCUUGUUUCACCUAUUAGGAACCAACAUGUCCAAAUGGUGGUAAAGUUUAUUAGGUCAUGGGACCUGCUUUUGAACUUCGUAUCCACUUGUAAAGACGUUGCAAACAGGGCUUUUUCUCUCUGAUACGGGGCCAAAUGGCUGUAUGCCUGUAAAUACUUUUAUUUACCCUAUUUUUGUUUCCAAGUAAUUGUAAAUACUAAUGAAUAUUUUAAGUAUACUAUCAUGUCUCACUUGGAUAUCCUUUACCCACUAUUGUCCCGGUACUCACUUGGUCGGUUGUUUACUUUCGUCAUCUGCUCUUAUUUUACAAACUUCCAGGAAAGUUCUUUUCAUCCAAUCUUUUAAAAAGUAUUUUCUCUCUACCUUGUUAAAUAUGUAUCGGUAAAGUUCAUCCAGUGUACAUAUCUUUUUCCAUUUUUCUUCACUUUGCAUUACGAUUACAAUUUGGUCUGAAAUUUGCAGUGGUAGGUAAUGGUUGUAAAGAAAAUAUUAUAUCUCUCUUCGUUUAAACGAGUUGGGUGCAGGCUGAUUUUCUAAUGUUCAAAUUUGAAAAAUAGUAUAAUAUUUGAAGAGUUUUGAAUCUCAGAACAUGUCCCUGUUUUUUUCAUGAUCGAAUCUAUCACUUUUUAGUUGAUUUAUAUAUCUUGAAAAUUAUUGAGUGAAAAUAAGUUUAUUGGCGAUUUUCAGACAAAGUGUGUCGUUUUGUUGUACAGUAAAUUAGUCCUUUGACGAAGCAAGUCUAUACUUUUUAACUUAUGCUUCUCUAUAUUACUGCUUAAUAUUGUACAGGUUCGAGUUGAAUAAAUUGGUAUGUUGUUGAUUGGCAAUAAAUCUAUUUGUGUACAAUGUACAUGA
Styela clava is the source of this 5973-nucleotide messenger RNA. The record is from RefSeq and is a predicted model, not a curated record. Lineage: Eukaryota; Metazoa; Chordata; Ascidiacea; Stolidobranchia; Styelidae.